UCUCCGGGUCCGGGUGGGCUGUCGGGGAGUUGCAGGCUGAGUGGGGCAUGGAGGAGGAGGAGCAACGGAGGCGCGAGGCUGACUUUCCGGGAAGGCCAGCGGAGCGCCGCCGCCUCGGCCGAGCCGAGAGCUGGCAUUCACACCCCUGAUAAAGUGAAAUCUUCUGGUGUUGAGAGUCCACUUCCUGAAAGAAGAUGGGUGCACCCAAUCAAGAACCCAAACCUGGAGACCUGAUUGAGAUUUUCCGUCCUUUCUACAGUCACUGGGCCAUCUAUGUUGGUGAUGGAUAUGUGGUCCACUUGGCUCCUCCAAGUGAACUCGCAGGUGCCGGGAUGACCAGCAUCCUUUCUGCCCUGUCGGAAAAGGCCAUAGUGAAGAAGGAACUGCUGUGCCAUGUGGCCGGGAGUGACAAGUACAGGGUUAACAACAAGCAUGAUGACGAGUACCAGCCGCUGCCCCCCAGCAAAAUCAUCCAGCAGGCAGAGGAGAUGGUGGGCCAGGAGGUUCCCUACAAGCUGACCAGCAAGAACUGCGAACACUUUGUGAACGCUCUGCGCUACAGAGUCGCCCGCAGCGACCAGGUCAGAGAUGCCAUCACAACAGUGGGCAUCGCUGGAAUGGGAUUGGCAGUUGGAGCCUUCCUUGGAGUCAUGUUUUCAAGAAACAAGAAACAAAAGCAAUAAGUGGGAAGGGCCAUUCAUGAGUCCGAAUUAGGGGUUCUCCUUUUGCUAGGAGCUUGGGGUUUUGUAUGUGUGUUUCAUUCUGUUUUAUAAUGAGAGUUAUAUUUGCAGGAUAAAAUAUAGAGCAUUUAGAGGGUUACACGGGAGGAAAUGCUGCAGAACCACCCGUGUUGCUAAAACAUGUUCCUGGGUGCGGUGGUUUGAUUCAGGUGUCCCCCCAUAAACUUAGGUGUUCAGAAUGCUAGGUCACCACCUGAUAGCAGUUUGGGAAUGGAAGCCUCCUGAAGCAGUGUAUUGCUGGGGUCGGGCUUAUGGGUGUUACAGCCAGCUUCCUCUUGUCAGGGUUGGGCGCACUCUCCUGCUGCUGUUGUCCAUCUGAUGUAGGUCUGGAGGUGAUGUCCACCCUCUGCUUAUGCCAUAGCUUUCCCCUG
This is a messenger RNA of Jaculus jaculus (lesser Egyptian jerboa), 1111 nucleotides long. Its product is annotated as phospholipase A and acyltransferase 3. Gene Ontology annotation, cellular component: cytoplasm. Gene Ontology annotation, biological process: N-acylphosphatidylethanolamine metabolic process. The coding region runs from base 195 to 683 and encodes 162 amino acids. The record is from RefSeq and is a predicted model, not a curated record. The transcript has 5 exons. NCBI's taxonomy places the organism in Eukaryota, Metazoa, Chordata, Mammalia, Rodentia, Dipodidae. Gene Ontology annotation, molecular function: A2-type glycerophospholipase activity; glycerophospholipid phospholipase A1 activity.